Amoebophrya sp. A120 is the source of this 633-nucleotide messenger RNA. The record is from the annotation of a GenBank genome assembly. Lineage: Eukaryota; Dinophyceae; Syndiniales; Amoebophryaceae.
GUUUGCUGAUGACCAAGGCGGAGCAAAUCGAGCACCAGCAGCAGCUGUACGUGAAAAAUGGGAACAGCCACCAACAUCCGCAUCACAAGCAAAUGAUGGAAAAGGAGUUGGACACGUUGAAGGCCGAAAUCCACGCUGCGAAGCAGGCCUACAUCACGUGGCACCUGAUCUGGUUCAUUGAGCGCACGGAUUUCGAAGGCACGCAAAUAAGGCUCGACCUGGAACGGGAGGAAAUUGCAGAGGCGGUCGCGACCAGCUACAGUGGCAGUUCGGACGGAGGUAGGAGACAAGUGUCUGGAGCUACUUUAAUAUCUGCAGUGCUUAUAUACCUGCGCGGCGAACGGCGCAGAGAUGCAGAUCAUUUUCAUUUCCUCGCCGGUGCUUUCUUUGAUUGGUUUUAUCACUAUCAUUAGACCGGCUAGAGGACGUGCUAAAACCAAAAGAUAAGUCCAGAAUUAAAGCAGGUAAGCCGAUGAAAACCGAGGCUGAUUUUCUGAAGGAGGCUUUCGCGACUAGCCAAUCUUACCGAAACUUUGUCGGAGUUCUUCGCUGGCUCCGAUGGGUGUACAAAAGUGAGUGCGACUUCAACAACGUAAGCAUCUACAAGAACCCCAACACGGUCCACGCCGGCGG